Messenger RNA from Sphaeroforma arctica JP610, 887 nucleotides. RefSeq lists its product as hypothetical. Bases 393 to 854 code for a protein of 153 amino acids. The transcript has a single exon. The record is from RefSeq and is a predicted model, not a curated record. Lineage: Eukaryota; Ichthyosporea; Ichthyophonida.
AAUUCAUCGACAGAAAUGCAUAGCUUACAAAAGAGACGCAGCGCUUCGAGCCCAAUGAACUCACAGUUUCGACGACUGGCAAAGUUUUGCCUGACUACUAAUAUCCAAUAGCAUUUCGCUUUGGCAUAAUUUAUGGGCAAACUCAACCUGACAGCGGACAAGCUAGGUCGACGAGGGAGCCUACACUGCUUUACUUGGACAGUUCGUUCACGAGAUAUUCUCCAUUUCUAUCAAGAAUAGAGGAUAAGAGUAUCCGACAAAGAUCUGAUCCCAGUAACUUAUUCCCAACACCUGGCACACCAUGGAGCGCUGAAAAUUUAAGCUACAUGCCUUCCAUAAACAGUGGGAUCAGAUGACAUAACUGCUUACUCCGCCAGUAUUGCAGGUUGGUCAUGUCCUACAGAAAUACACAGUCAACGAACGACAGCAGUAAUAGUGGUGUCUCUAUAUACUGCAGCAAUCUGGUGUGGGAAUCUAAUGUCCCACACCAAACGACUGGCAAUACUGUCAGAGAAUUCAGAGUAUUACCCGGAACCUCAAGCGACGAUCCUUCAGAUGAAAUCGCCUUGGCGAUUCCUGGCGGAGCUCUACGAUCCACAGUCACACCCAACUACACGUCACCUUUUGGAGCUGGAGGGCGUGUCUGCACAUGUGAAUCACAUACAAACCCGGUGAUUUGGGUGCGGGCACUUUCAGCUGUCUUCAUAUAUACUUUGCAUAGAUGCGUACCCGUAGCGCUUGAUCCGGAUUACUUCCCCAUCACUGCAUUCGUGGUAAACUUGAGAUAUAAACUGCUUAAGAUUCCAAUGUAUAUUCCCGUACCUUUUACAGUAUUUUUUGGUACUCGAGCAUGAUUCUAUCUUCGUUAGCAGUAGCUCUGUCUGAAC